UACGUUUGUUGGUGGUACUCUAUCACGUGAUGAUUCUAAACCCAAGAUGGCGGCAGAAUUAUCAUUUGGUUCCGUGCCGGCGCUGUACCGGGAGGUGUAUGACAUCGUGUGCCCGUCGGGGCAAGAGAGCAGGGUGGACCGAGAAGUGUUCGUCAAGCUGCUGAUGAAGUCCAAUCUUCCCAAACAGACUUUGAGUUCUAUCUGGGAUGCAGUAGACAACAAAUCAGGCUACCUGACCAGAAACGGGCUGUACAAGGCACUGGCUCUCACGGCUAUGGCUCAGCAGGGCAAGAACAUAGAGGAUGGGGACAAGAUACUGGAGAAUUUUGGAGACCAAGAGCUCCCCCGCCCAGCCUUGGGUGACCUGACCGACCUGAAGACCCUGAGUAUAAAGGUCCGUCGGGAGCGGAACCCGUGUGUGCUGGGCUACAGGUUCAUGGAGCUCAUCGAGCUGGAUGCCAUCGAGGUGGAUCUCAUACCGGAGAAGAAGGGCCUCAUUCUGAAACAUGUGGAAUAUGAAGUCUCAAGUAGGAGAUACAAGAGCAAAGUACUAAGAAGGUAUAACGACUUUGUAGCAUUCCAAGAACUCUUGCUUGUCCGGUUUCCCUACCGUAUGGUUCCCCGUCUACCACCCAAGAAAAUGAUCGGAGCGGACAGAGAGUUCAUUGAGGGGAGAAGAAAAUCCUUGAGACGCUUCUUGAACCUGGUAGCGAGGCAUCCAUCUUUUUCUGAAGAGUCCCUUUUGAAAUUCUUCCUUACAUUCAAUGGGGCUGAUAUGCAACAUGUUAUCAAAGUUCAGUUCCGGGGUAUUCCAGAUGAGUUUGUUACCAGUCCUCUGGCCGUCCAAGCCAAGGAUCUUGUACCGAUGGACACACAAGUACAGUUCAGCAACAGUCGUGACUUCAUCCGCAUUCUCUUCAACAGUAUCUCCCACAUCAAGGGGGUGUCAGAUCGCAUGGUGGCCAGGUCUACAGGACUGGCAGCAGACAUGUUGAUAUUUGGGAAGGAACUGAGUGUUAUGGCCAACGACCCCCCUGCUCUCUCCUCCUGGUCGUGUGGUUCGAUAGACACCUGGUCACACCUGCAGAACGGCUUCAAGAGCCUGUCAGUGGAGUUUGGGGUUUUAGCUGACAAGUCUCAGAAACAGGCACAUAUGGAGGAUGACUGCUUAGUGGAACAACUUCAGUACUUCUUGGACUUGUUGACUUCAUACAAGGACUUGUGUGAUCGCCAUGAGAAAGGUGUGUUGUCAGAUCAUCAACGUGCGCUCCAGAAGAUGGGGCAGAUGAAGAAAAGGAAAAUGUCAGCAACGAUACAGGGCAAGGAACAGACUGCUCUAGUGGAACAGUUGGAGGCCAGGAUUAUAGAGCAAGAGAGUGAGAUCAACAACAUGGAGAACCGAAACUACUUCUCCCUGCACUGUGUGCACAUGGAGACCCAGCUCAUACACGCUAACAUGGAGCUCCUGGUUAAAAUCAUGGAGGGGCUGCUCAGUACACAGGUCAGAGGUCACCAGGAGCUGGCACAAAUGUGGGAGAACAUAGCACCAAAGAUCAAGACCCUGAUCCCACCGUCCGCAAAGUCACCGAGCACGUCCCCCGGCACAUCCCCCACGUCCGAAACAGCGCCGUCGUCUUUUCGGUAGAACCAGUUAUCAUAUUUAGGCCUUUGGUAGCAUCACCAUAGUCUGUAUCCUACCCUCUCCUUUCAGCCUGGUUCCAUUUGGUACAUCAUAUAACAUGGCACAGACCUUUUAUAUCUAAAUUAGAGUUGAUCAGCCGUUCAUGCUUAGCUACAGAACCAUAUUAUUUUUGUCAUUACUAGAUAGAAUCAGGAGAAAGCAAUAAACUUUUACAUGUAACACGUAAUCAGGAUGGUGCUACUGAAAUUACUGUAGUUAAAAUGAACACAAUAACCAGUACAGGAUUCACGCUGUUGUUUGUGAAACUUACAAAGCUACAUGUAUAUAGUUUCUGAAAACAGAAAUGCUCAAGUGACAGAUGUGGAAGAUGUAGGAAAGGUAAUACAUGUCAUAGUGUGCUAUGCCUGUUGGCCUGGAUGCCAGUCUUGUUCCCUGCCAACAAGGGAUAGUGAUUAAAAAGAGUGGACUAAAGCUUAAGGUCUUACUGCACUUGGGGUACCGGUGUGGCACUGUGGGGGGUGUUUACUGUGGCAUUGUUGUGUUAUUUUUGCCGAUUUUUAUAAACUAGAUAUUGUGUAAUAUGUAAGAGUAUGACUUAGAAGACAACAAAGCACACAAAACAUAAGACAAUUGGGUCUUCAUCUCUGAAAUUCGUUGAGUAAUCUUUCGAAGCCCGCAGUGCUGCACCGGUGCCGCAAGUGCAGUGAGAUAAGACGUAUGGCUGACAUCCAGGCUAUCCAUAUGUACAGAGUUAAUGUGAAAGACAAUAGUUGUUAGUGGAUAUGUAGGUUCACCGGUGGUUUGUCAUUCUUGCUUCAAAUCAUUUGACUCACAGGCAGGAACUCAAACAAAGUGUGGCUAGUCACUUACCAAGCUUGGAUGAAUUGAAUUUGAAAUAUCACACCUCAAUUCUAAUUGACUACAAGUGGUUUUAGGGGCAUUGUGUAAAAUGUUUAGUACUUGCCCAUGAUUUAAAAUGAUAUAAAACAUAUCUAUUCCUAUGUUUUCUGCCAUGUCCAGAUUUAGGUAGAUAGCAUACACUUUCUUACUUUUUGGACUGUACCACUGAAAGGAGAGGGGUAGUCAUGGUGUCAUGCCCAUAUUUGCUGGUCAAAUGAAAUUGUGAUACAGAAAUUGUACAUAUAUUUGAUAGAUACAAUUGUGUAUGUAUACUUGAAAAUUUUACCAGUAGUUAUUGAACCUCUAGCAUCCGUCAUGUUUAUAACAUAUCUUUGCCAAUAUCUAUGUUCAAACCAAAGCCUACAUGGCAUAAUUGUGCCUUAUGAUUCAACAAAGCUAUCUGAUUUACUGGUAAACUUCUUAGUACAAAUAUAUAUUAUGUUUGUUGUCAAAAAGAUAUCAUUAGUUAGAAGUGUUGACUGGCUCUUUGAGAGCCAUCAGAAGCCUCGAAUGUGUAACAAUACAUACAUGUACAUGAAACAAUUAAGUAUAGAAUACUUUGAACCAAUCAGCACCAUGACUCGCACAUCCUCUCUUAUGAUUUUCCUGGUUCAUAUUCAGAACACAUUUGUAUGAGCUGUAACAUGUGAUUACAUGUUGGAGAAAAGAUUUUGUUUGAAUAUUGUACAAAUGUAAGAAGCAAUAAUUGAGAAAUAUGGUAUAACAUCUGCUAAGUUCUAUGGAUUUGAUUUCUU
Branchiostoma floridae (Florida lancelet) is the source of this 3297-nucleotide messenger RNA. Its product is annotated as sorting nexin-8-like. Gene Ontology annotation, biological process: retrograde transport, endosome to Golgi. Bases 47 to 1645 code for a protein of 532 amino acids. NCBI's taxonomy places the organism in Eukaryota, Metazoa, Chordata, Leptocardii, Amphioxiformes, Branchiostomatidae. Gene Ontology annotation, molecular function: protein binding; phosphatidylinositol binding. The transcript is spliced from 14 exons. The record is from RefSeq and is a predicted model, not a curated record.